UCAGCGACAUAUAGCGGGACUGCGGUUGGCAUUCUGACACUUGGGGGGAACUGACUUGGUGUCACUGACAUCCCCAGUGACACCAAUACAGUGAUCAGUGCUAAUAAAAAGCACUGACACUGUACUAAUGACACUGGGCAGGAAGGGGUUAACAUGUGGGGUGAUCAAAGGGUUAACUGGGUUAACUGUGUGGGUGUGUACUAUGUGUGUGUUUCACUAUAAGCACACUGCUUUGUAUGGCUCUGCUAUGCAGAGCCAUACAAAGCAGUGUGCAAGAGCUAACAGGGGAGAGAUCUGU
This is a messenger RNA of Staurois parvus, 298 nucleotides long. The record is from the annotation of a GenBank genome assembly. NCBI's taxonomy places the organism in Eukaryota, Metazoa, Chordata, Amphibia, Anura, Ranidae.